Molecule: messenger RNA, 2356 nt
Organism: Dendronephthya gigantea
Lineage: Eukaryota; Metazoa; Cnidaria; Anthozoa; Malacalcyonacea; Nephtheidae
Exons: 7
Coding region: 269-2335 (688 amino acids)
Source: RefSeq, a predicted model, not a curated record
UGUUUCUUUGUUUUGCAAGAUUGACCCCUACACCACCAAAUUCAAUUAGUUUGCUUGUUUGGGCAAAUACCAAGCAAAUGCUUAUGUAAAACGCGGUAAACGUCUGCGCAACUAGCGCCGUUGCUAAGUAAUCAGCGUCGUAGCAAAAAUUAUAUUGUCAUACAGAAGUGCUCUUUAUUAUAAUGCAAAGGGCAUAUGCAAAACACAGAACGGAAAAUUUGGUGGAAGUUACACGACAACAACAGCUGCAUGCCAUACAAUAAUAAAUAUGCGGAUUAAGAUAUUGUCAAAAAUUCGCUUUCUGGUUCCAUUCGCAAUGCUGGUAGCGACAACAACUUUUGUAGCAAUGUAUUUUCUUCAGAAAGAGGGAUCCGAUAUGAAACAUGAACAUGUAACGAAGAUUCCUAAAGAUGUGGAAAAGUCAGUUGGUCAUGACGAAUGGUUCAGCAGAAACAGAACUGAAGCACAGAUGCCAUCAUUAAAUGUGCCUAAAGAUGUGGAAAAGUCAGUUGGUCUCGACGAAUGGAUCAGCAGAAGCCGUACUGAAGCACAGCGAGAGUGCCCGACGUCGCUCGAAUCAGAACAGAAAAGAUCAGAACUCGCAUGCAAAAUUCCAGACAUCGAUCCAUUCCAUCCAUCAAUAAUUAAAUUACUUCGUGACGUGUCUAUGCCCAGAUGCUGGAAGCAUAAAUCAUAUGGAAAAUUAGUAAACGGAAAAAUCCAUUUUUUAGAUCCGAAGGUAACUGCAGCGAAAUAUCGUCGGAUCGUUCGAGAUGGAGAUUUUAAGUACAUUCUUGGCACAAGCGUUCCUGUACCAGCAUUGAAUACAACAGAGAAGAUUACGGAUGAAUUUAUCGAAGUAGAAUAUGUACUUGACCACAAAACUGAUGGUGCCCAUAAGGAGAUUUUUAUCCAGCCAGUACCACAUGAACAUUUAUUAAAACGCAGGGCCGAAAAGCAACCUGGGAUACCCUUGAAUAUUUUGAUCAUUGGCAUAGAUUCACUCUCUCAUGCAAAUGCGAAACGAACGCUUGCAAAAGCGUAUAAAUAUCUAAAAGAUGAACUUGGUUCGUUCAUUUUUAACGGGCUUUCUAUAGUAGGAGACGGCACCACAGAACAACUGACCGCUAUGUUAACCGGAUUAGGAGAACUGGAGCAAUAUGAAUCAAGACGCCAUCAUAGUAACCCCAAGCCCGUAGAUGGAUGGACAUGGAUAUAUAAACAACUUAAAGAACGAGGUUAUUUGACUGGUUAUUCCGCCGACACUCCAUCUCUUGGUACAUGGCAAUACAGACUGAUGGGCUUCAAAGAUCCACCCACUGAUUUCUAUCCCAGACCGUUCUAUACCAUGGCUUCAGGAUUAUUAAAAGGAGACAUGUGCCUGGGUUCCAAAACCAUAUCAAAAGUUCAGUUUGAUUAUAUUCGAGAAGUGUUUGCAAUGUUCAAAAACAAAUUCAAGUUUUUUUUCUCAUAUAACGACCGUUAUUCCCACAAUGCCAACAGUAAUACUGCAAAAAUCGAACCAGAUCUGUUGUCGCUGCUACAAGACUUAAAACAAAGCAAUACUCUAAGUAAUACGUUACUCAUAAUCAUGGGAGAUCACGGUGCUCGCUAUGGCUCAGCACGUGCUUUGAUGCAGGGGAAACUCGAAGAAAGACUUCCAUUUUUUUCAAUGUCGUUUCCACCAUGGGUUUUAGAAAAGUACCCAGAAAUUUCGAAGAAUCUAAAAACCAACACCGACCGCUUGACGUCAUGGUUUGACGUAUACGCCACGUUUCGCCACAUGCUCAGUUACCCAGAAGUACCUGCCAACCUAAAACAUGGUCAGAGUUUAUUCGUAGAAGUUCCUAUAUCACGCACAUGCCCCCAGGCUAGUGUUAAAAAGCAUUGGUGUCCAUGUUUGGAAUGGGUGAAUGUAGAUAAAAAACACAGCCAUGCUAGGAAUUCAGCACUUUCAGCAGUGGACUUCAUCAACAAUGCCAUCCUAGAACACGAAAAAAGCGCUAAAAACUGCCGCAAUUUAACCAUAAAAAAUAUAAACUACGCCAUGCUGGAACGACCAAAUGAUAAACUAUUGUCAUUUCAGCAGACAAAUGAUUUAUUACCGGCAUUUAGCGACGGGUCAAGACCAAGUCAUAAGGACUUUUGUCGCUAUCAAAUACAAUUCACAACUUCUCCAAACAAUGCGAUAUACGAAGCAACUGUGCGCUAUCAUAAAAAAUGGUUUAUUGUAAGCAAGGAUAUUAGCAGAGUGAACGAGUACGGAAAUCAGCCAGACUGCAUUGCGAGAGAUCUACCACAUCUAAGGAAAUUUUGCAUGUGUGCGAAUUUAUAAAAAAAUAAUACCCCAUGCAAC